Miscanthus lutarioriparius is the source of this 735-nucleotide messenger RNA. The record is from the annotation of a GenBank genome assembly. Lineage: Eukaryota; Viridiplantae; Streptophyta; Magnoliopsida; Poales; Poaceae.
AUGGGGUCCUUAGGCUUGCUGGUUCUAGCGAUCGCCGCCGUGCUGGAGCUCACCAGAGCCGACUCCUGGAACGGCGGCCGUGCCACGUUCUACGGCGGCGAUGACGCCUCUGGCACUAUGGGAGGAGCGUGUGGGUAUGGCAACCUGUACAAUGCGGGGUACGGGAAGAACACCGCGGCGCUGAGCACCUCGCUGUUCAACAAUGGGCAGAGCUGCGGCGCGUGCUUUGAGAUCCGAUGCACUGGCAGUGGCAGCUGCCUGUCUGGUUCCGCCAUUGUGACGGCCACCAACUUCUGCCCGCCCAACUAUGCGCUCCCCAACAACGAUGGUGGAUGGUGCAACCCGCCGCAGCCACACUUCGACCUCGCCGAACCGGUCUUCACCCAGAUCGCCAUUUCCGGUGCUGGCGUCGUGCCUGUCCAAUACAGGAGGGUGGCGUGCGUCAAUCAGGGUGGCAUCCGGUUCACCAUCAGCGGCCACUCCUACUUCAUCCUGUUGCUCAUCACAAAUGUGGGCGGCGCUGGUGACUUGACGGCGGUGUCGAUAAAGGGCUCGCGGACGGGCUGGCAGACCAUGAGCCACAACUGGGGCGCCAACUGGAAUAACGGCGCCCUGCUCGACGGCCAGGCACUGUCGUUCCAGGUCACCGCCAGCGAUGGCCGCACCGUCACGUCCGAGAACGCCGCACCAGCUGGCUGGAGCUACGGCCAGACCUACACCGGCAAACAGUUCUAA